AUGGUCGAGUCGGCGCCAGAAGGCCUCGCCACAUGGCUCCGUGCGACAGACCACCAAGCGCCGGCCAAACCGAGUUUUGAUGAGGCGGCUUAUUUGAUUCGGCGCUUUUUUAUAGCCACAAAUUGUGUGCUGGACCUCUUUGAUGAGAGUGACCUCCUCGAUAAUCUUGCGAAUUGGCUUGAUAGCCAAUCGGACCACACCUCUGUUCUGAGUGCAAUAUACUACCUCGUGUUCGCCAUAGGGGCCCAGACAUGUCCAGAGGACAAAGACGCACUGGCUAGCGUCUACUUCGACUAUGGUCGGUAUCUCACGGCAUCAUUUUUCAUGGAAGAUCCCAGUAUUCCAACCGUGCAAGCGUAUGCCAUGAUCACAAUGUACCUUCUUGGGGCAUCUCGAAGAAAUGCUGCAUUCAUGUAUCUGGGAACAGCCGUUCGCGCCGCCUAUGCCCUUGGGCUACACCGGUCUGACAUCGCUGGGCUUUUUACUCCGGCCGAGAUCAAAACGCGGGAGAGGGUGUGGAAAGUCAUGCGAAUUCUGGAUCUUUUCAUGAGCGCCUCGUUAGGAAGGCCUCCAUCGACAGAAGAGACACGUAACACAGAGCUGGACGAGAAUUACUCACCAUCAGUAGAUUUAUGCGCCAUUUUCGAAAGGAUCUUGACCGAUAUUUACGCGAAACGCAUGAUAUCCACCGACACACUCCAGAAGAUCAGUCAGCACCAUCGUCGGUGGACAAUGCGCUUCCACAGAGGAUUGGAUACCGACAGCAUCAAGGAUGAGGAAUUCCUCGAGGGCCGACUCCCAAAUAUUGGCCUGAUACACGUCCACGAGGCAUAUUACUGGACAAUAAUACUUCUCACACGGCCGUUCUUCGUGGAAUAUAUCUCCAGUCGCAUUGCCUUAAAGUCGCAGAAUUGCAGUGAUGGAGAAAGAAGUCCUGACCCUCUCAGGUCCUCUCACCGAAUCCAGGUCCAUGCCUGUGUUAACUCUGCGAUAAGCACAGUCAACAUGCUGAGAAAGUUGCUUGGGUUUGAAGGGAUACCGAAGAGGCUCCCUUUUGUUGUCAAUUCGAUCUUUGUUUCAGGUCUCGUUCUGGGUUUGUCCUACUUUGGCGACUUGUACAAGAUAUAUCCAUUAGAUGACAGUCUUGGAACCGCACUGAAACUACUUGCCCUCUUUCCGCAUGAUGCAGUCGCAAAAAGAAAUCUGGCGAUUCUGCAGUCGCUUCUGGAUGCCUGCAGGAUCUAUGUCAGGAGGGCAGCAAAGGAGAAUAUGGCCAUACACUCUCAACUGGUGACUGGCAUGUUUGGACAGAUCCACAGGGAGGAUUACAAGGAAGAUUCGAACACGACGAAUACUCCAGAAGAUCAAUGUUCUGUCGACAACACCGAAGUCCUCCUCACCGCAACGAAUGUACUCAACCGUACAGGACCACACGACGCUACAGACCAGGGACUGAUCAAUGUGUCCACUGGGCUCAACAACGAAAAUGUCGGAUUGAAUACGCAUCAUCGAAUGGAAACUAAUAACCUCAAUCUAGAGGCGAACGCUGAUCAUCCCGACUUCCAAGACGACAGUUCUCUAUUGCCUGCGAUGUCUCCGCGGACAUUAUGGUUCGGCUCUUACGAAGACAAUGUUCCUCUGUUUUCGAUGAUCGACGCGCGAGAUUUUCUGGGAUAG
Messenger RNA from Fonsecaea erecta, 1677 nucleotides. RefSeq lists its product as hypothetical. The record is from RefSeq and is a predicted model, not a curated record. The transcript has a single exon. Bases 1 to 1677 code for a protein of 558 amino acids. Gene Ontology annotation, cellular component: nucleus. Gene Ontology annotation, molecular function: zinc ion binding; DNA-binding transcription factor activity, RNA polymerase II-specific; RNA polymerase II cis-regulatory region sequence-specific DNA binding. Gene Ontology annotation, biological process: positive regulation of transcription from RNA polymerase II promoter by galactose; DNA-templated transcription. NCBI's taxonomy places the organism in Eukaryota, Fungi, Ascomycota, Eurotiomycetes, Chaetothyriales, Herpotrichiellaceae.